Drechmeria coniospora is the source of this 609-nucleotide messenger RNA. RefSeq names its product tetratricopeptide repeat domain containing protein. Gene Ontology annotation, molecular function: protein binding. The record is from RefSeq and is a predicted model, not a curated record. The coding region runs from base 1 to 609 and encodes 202 amino acids. NCBI's taxonomy places the organism in Eukaryota, Fungi, Ascomycota, Sordariomycetes, Hypocreales, Ophiocordycipitaceae. The transcript has a single exon.
AUGUCCGACCUCGACCACUUCGACCUCCUACCGCUGCAGAUGAACCCGCAGUCCAAGGCCAUCUCCUCGCACAAGCCCUCUCGCGCCCUCGACGCCGAACUCGAGCAACUCAACAGCCUGCACCGCGCCCUCCUCUCCGUCGACGGCAACGGCGUGCCGCCUCCGCCGAUCCCGGUCAACCCGAAGCGGUCGGGCAACAUCACGAAGCUGCGCGACAACGGAAACGCCGAAUACCGAAAGCAAAAGUACGCCGAUGCCGUGCGUCUCUACACGCUCGGCAUCCAGAUGGCCCUCACUCGGCCCAUGUGGGAGCCUGCGGCCCUCGUGAGGGAAGAAGUGAGCGGCCUGCUCGCCAACCGUGCGCAGGCGCACAUGGCCCUCCAGAACUGGCCCGAAGGCGCCGUCGAUGCCGAGGCUAGCGUCGAGGCGCGGAGGGUAGGCAACGCCAAGGGCUGGUGGAGGAGGGGUCGUUGCCUCGUCGAGAUGGGCCGGCUGGAAGAGGCGAGGGAGUGGGUGAAGAGCGGACUCGAGGUCGAGGGUGAGGAGGCGGAGCUCGUGGGCCUGCUGAAGGAGAUUGACAGCUCGAUUGAGAAGAAGAAGAUGCAUUGA